Molecule: messenger RNA, 903 nt
Organism: Plasmodium yoelii
Lineage: Eukaryota; Apicomplexa; Aconoidasida; Haemosporida; Plasmodiidae
Exons: 3
Coding region: 1-903 (300 amino acids)
Source: RefSeq, a predicted model, not a curated record
AUGGAUGCCGAUAUAUGUAGGAACUUCCUUUUAGUAAGGAAUAAAUUUCCCGAUAAAUUGAUUGAUGAAAAUUUUCAAUUUAAAGAUGAUACAUUUAAUGACUAUUGUACUAAUAAAUGUGAUACUGAUCUCGAAAAAAUCAGUGCUGGAUGUUUAUAUUUUUUAAAUACAUUCUUUGGGAGUUCUGAGUUGUUUGCGCAAUAUUCAAACAAUUAUAUGAAUAUUCUUGAAUACAUUAUUAUAUGGUUAAGUUAUAUGUUAAACCUAAUCAAAAAUGAAAAAAAUGACAGUCUAGAUUUUUUUUAUAGAGUAUAUAUAAAUGGUAGUGAUAAGUAUAAAACGCCUAUAAACUAUGUUGAAUCUUGUAGUAAUUAUAAGGAACUUAUAGAUAAAACAAAUAUGAUGAACAUGGAUAUUAAAGAUAUAUCUAAAUUUUAUGAUGCAUUUAUAUUAUUAUGUGAAAUGUAUAGUGGAUUUGAUGAACACAGUCCAAAUUGCAAUAAAUAUUUUGAAGAUGCCACAAAAUUUGUUGAAAAAUAUAAAAAUCUUAAUGGAGAUUCUAGUAUCACUGGGAAAAAUUCAUAUAGCCAAUUAUUGUGUACUUUAUCAACUGAUUAUGAUAAUUUUAAAAAUAAAUGUAAAAAUGCUAAAUGUAACAAUAUUACAUCAUUUCCAGAGAUAAAAACACAAACUACUGUAAAAUGUUCUGUACAAGGUUCUGAAGUUACACCAUCAAGUUCGUCGAUAGCAAACAAUUUAUUACUAGUUUUAUUUAUAUUUGGUGCAAUAGGAAUCUUUUUAGGAAUUUCUUAUAAGUAUUCGUUAUUUGGAUUUCGGAAACGAGCUCAAAAGCAAUAUUUAAGAGAAAAAAUAAAAAAUAUAAAGAAGAGAAUAAAUCAUUAA